AUGUCACCAAUUACAGCAACCCACAAUCCCAACUUCCCCGCCAAUCUCGCAAUUGCCCCUUCACAUCGAUACAACCACGAGCUUUCAAGAAAAGACCCAGAAGUUGUGCUGGAAUCGGACGUGGAUUUGACGUUUGAUGUAGCAGCUCAAAAGGCUGCUAUCGAGAGAUACGGAAUUGCUGGCAGAGUGUGGGAGGCUGCAUACGCUCUGAUGCUCUACCUGGAAGAGUCGUCAUAUCUCGAAUUCGAUCCGCCUUCACCCUUCACAUCAUCUCCUACUCCACCGUCGACAUCGAAUAUUAGGCACUCAUUCAGGAUCAUUGAGCUUGGUUCGGGGACAGGAAUCGUCGGAUUGAAGCUGGCAGAGCAUCUUGCUCGGACGCGUGCUGGCGCUGCCAAUGAUCAGGCUGCAGGCUCACGGGGCUCCAUGGUCAUCUUGACGGACUUGGACGAUGUGUGCCCAUUACUGGAGGAGAAUCUGGAUGGGCGAAGGGUACAGAUUUACGGCGAGAUGAAGGAUAGUUUGAGUCUCAGUCAAGAUUUUACGGUCGAAAUCAGACCUCUCGCGUGGGGAAAUUAUGAGCAGGCUUCCGUAAUUAUCGAGAAGAUCAGGGACAAGUACCUCAAGACGGACCAAUCGCCGAUUCCUUUAACACAUAUCGUCUGCAGUGACUUGGUCUACUUCCCCGAGCUUCUGGCGCCACUUCUACGAACACUACUUCACCUUACGUCGCCGCCGCUAGCCCCGAGCUCUGCAUCAGACACACCGACGAUCAUCAUCUCAUACAAGAUACGAUCACUAUCAAAGGAGACUCCCUUCUGGUCAUCGUUCGGACUUUGGUUUACUUUCGAACCCGUCCUCGCUCGGCCCGUUGAUCGAGAAUACGGGGGUACCCAUAACUCGGCCCCUGGCCUCGAAAGCGGAGAUGAUGAUGCUAUUGUCGAGGGCAAGCUCGAGGGUACCGGUCAUGACGGGUGGCGCCGCUUUGGAGACUCGGAUGAUGGUGACGAAGAUGCGAUGUUCGUUUUCAUCGCGAAACGGAGGCCCAAGUCUUUUGAUUGGCGUAUUCCUGAUGACGACAAGUCCUUGUUAGAGGGAGUCGGGGCCAGAGGGACGGAGAACAGAAAGGGGGACGACAGCUUCGAAGUCAUGUUACUAAUGGGUAUGAAUUGAAAAGUAAUAAUCAUCUCGAGACCCACCCGACGUCGAGGACAUGGUCCGCUCCUCGAAUCCUAUGCCACUCGAUUUCAUCGCUAUUUCCUCAGCCUCUCCAAUCUUCCAUCCGAUUAUCUCACUCCUCUAUCUUCUAUUCAAUGAGACUUGAAGCCGGGAACUACGUCUCGCUCCGCGAAUCGCCCAUCGAACAACUUGUACGGCGCCGCGUUUUCCUCGUCCACGUCGAUCUGUUUCCACUCGUCCAUCCAUAUCCCCUCUCCACCCAUCCUUCCUAUCCCCACGAGCGGAAGCCUAUCCUCCUGCGCUGGGGCCAGCUCCUUGAUCACCCAUCCCAUAUCCGUUAUCUCUUUGAACCUCUUUAGCCAUCUCUCAUAGUGAAAGUUGUGUUUGAUGUCCCUCGUCGCCGUCUUCAACCCCAAAGCACGCGUCGCAAUCAUAGUGCCCCAACCGUCCCAGGGAAGAAAAGGUAUAUCGAUGAUGUUGAUGAUCUUUAUCAUCUCCGAUGGCGCUUCACAAUAGAUGAUUAGCAUGUCUGCACGCAUGAUGGAAGCUUCUCUCGCGCUCUUGGUCCUCUCAAGCACCUGCUUCCUCUCCUGCGUCAUUUGCUCUGCUAGUUUCUGCGACGCCGAGCGGAUAGAUCGUAUGGCUGCAUUCUCGACCCUCCAGGCCAUACUGACAUUGCCUUUGUAUUCCGGACGAAUCGACAUGUAGAUAUGCAGGUAAUUGUCCUCGAAAUCGAAUUCGUCGAUUAGGUGAUCGGGACCGAGAGUGGAUUGGCAGUAGUCCCAGAUGGCGCUGUGAGCUGCUUGCUCGACGGAACGGCUGUGGAUCGUGAACCAAAAUCGGAGGAUUCGAUAGAAUUCCUCGGUCAUGACCUUGAUGUCGAACCCGGAUUCGAGCAACCCUGCGAGGCCGGGCAGGCCUUUUAUGGCGAUGGUGGACCGCAGCAAUUCUUCCUGCGCCUUCAGUGUAGGUUUUUUGCAGUUGGGUUUGUGCUCCUUCCAAGACGAGACCUGACACUCCUUUGAACAAUAAGAAACCGUUCCACAUCUGCUACACUGUUUCCACCUCGUGCCCUCGGGUGGACGCUUGCAGCAAUGGUGACAGGUGUUGCCCCUUGAGGGAUCCGAAUAGCCUGGCUUGGAGGUUAACAUUAUA
This is a messenger RNA of Stereum hirsutum FP-91666 SS1, 2334 nucleotides long. RefSeq lists its product as uncharacterized. The record is from RefSeq and is a predicted model, not a curated record. Bases 1 to 1173 code for a protein of 390 amino acids. Gene Ontology annotation, biological process: peptidyl-lysine methylation. The transcript has 5 exons. Gene Ontology annotation, cellular component: cytoplasm. Gene Ontology annotation, molecular function: protein-lysine N-methyltransferase activity. Lineage: Eukaryota; Fungi; Basidiomycota; Agaricomycetes; Russulales; Stereaceae.